UGCUAUCUUUAUAACGAACAUCAAUUUCUUUUGUCUCUUAAUCAGGAUUUCUACCUGGCAAACAAAGGGAAGAAGGAAAGCAAAGAAAUGAAUGAUAAAAACAAAGAGGCUUUACUGGAGGAAAGCUUCUGUGGGACAUCUGUCAUUGUGCCAGAGCUUGAAGGGGCCCUUUAUUUAAAAGAAGAUGGAAAAAAGUCCUGGAAGAGGCGUUAUUUUCUUCUACGAGCUUCUGGAAUUUAUUAUGUACCCAAAGGAAAAACCAAGACAUCACGGGAUCUGGCAUGCUUCCUUCAGUUUGAGAAUAUGAAUGUCUAUUACGGUUCUCAACACAAAGUGAAAUAUAAGGCACCUACAGAUCACUGCUUUGUCUUAAAGCACCCCCAGAUUCAAAAGGAGUCACAAUACAUCAAGUACUUAUGCUGCGAUGAUCAAGCCACCCUGCAUCAGUGGGUAACAGGAAUUAGAAUUGCCAAGUAUGGCAAGAUGCUAUAUGAUAACUACAAAUGUGCAGUGAAGAAAGCUGGCUUGUCCUCUCGGUGGGCAAAUCAAGGAAUGGUGGAACCAGCUGCCCCUGCAGGAUCCUUAUCAGCAGGUGCUGUUCAGGCAAAUGGACAGAUUCCUCAAAUCGUCCGUCGUGCCAGUGCGGAAUUUCCAGAGACCCAGAAGAAAGUGGAUGUAUCAGAGGCUAAGUCAAAUAACAUUAGUGCGCCGGGCCUGGCGCAGUCAGCGAUGAGGCCACAGAAAUACCAGGCUAAGAGGAACUCACUGCAGCCUCCUCCUCCACCUGAAAGGCGGUCAUCUGCUGUUUCUGUUUCACCAAUUCUACCCUCCAAAGUCAAACGAGACAGCGGCGUUUUCCUAACAGAUCCGGACAGCUUUCCAGCACCACCACCUACACUGAAGAUUGAUUUUUCCCCACCGUCUGAUUUCUGUGAAUCUCCUCCUGAUUUUGUGCCUCCACCACCACCAGCCUCCAGCAGCGGUAAUGGAGACCUGCCAUUACCCCCUCCACCUCCACCUCCACCUGUCUCCAGUAAGCCACCACCUCCAACAAAGAAACCUGUGCCACUUCCUUCAAAAAGGGUAGAAAACACAGGACAAGCUGGAGAGCCACGAUCAGCUGGGCCACCUCCACUUGGGGGUGGAGGCAGGCAAGCAGAUUUCAUGUCCGACCUAAUGAAAGCUCUUGAGAAGAAAAGGGGCAGCAGCUCCUGA
Molecule: messenger RNA, 1215 nt
Organism: Opisthocomus hoazin
Lineage: Eukaryota; Metazoa; Chordata; Aves; Opisthocomiformes; Opisthocomidae
Source: RefSeq, a predicted model, not a curated record